UUGGCAUGAUCUCUUCCCCCGACCAGCUUCCCUCGAAAAAGGUUAAAAAAUAAAAUAAAUAAAAAAUAAAAAAAAACCUUCGAACCGUCAUAUAUAGCGAGAUGAAGAAAUAGACCGACCCGCACUGCUGCUCCUGCCAGGAUCUCCUCCCGUGCCGAUACGCGGAUACUACCCAGUCACAAGAGGAUUACAGCGUAAGUAAAUAUACUGCCUACAAUCAUCCCGAUGCUUCUCCAGGCUUCUCGAGGCAACCUCUCCGCAAACUGUGGACCUGCGGAUAGCAGCAGCAGAACUCUCACUUCGCAUUCUCUCAACUGCUAGCAGCAUCAGCCAGCCAGCUAGCUAGGCGGUGUUUCUGCCCUGCACAAGUUUGUACAGCACAUUACAUCUAGUGAAUACUUGCUGGUGGAAAGGGUUUCCAAACCUGACCGUGGAAAAUCAGUGGAUGCAGCUUUGCUUUGCACGCCGAAGAAAGGAAACUCUCAAAGAGCUGCUUCUUUCCUGCGUGGGUGCCCCUUUUUAUAUUUUUGCGCAAGAGGGAAACUCGCCGAAUGAGGGUCCCUUCUUUCACCUCGAUAUUUCUUUAUUUUACAUCUGUUUCCAGCUUCCGCUUUUCCGUUUCUCCCCCUUCGGUGAAAGAAGGUUCCUCAGGAACUUCCCAAGGAUAUAUCUCAGAAGAGGAAAAAAGCAAGGGCUGAGGACAGGUGAACAGCUGUCUGUCUGUGCCUGCCACAACGAGGAAAAGAACAUUUUGCAAAGCGAUUGGACUAACUAGCCCACAGCAGCUGUCAAGUUCCUGUAUAUCGGAGAGGAAACAAACAAGUCACCUAUUCGGCCAAAUCAAAUUCCUACUAUGCCUCUGCCUCUAUAGGGUCCAAAAGGUCACCACGGCUUCACAUACUGAACAUUCUAUUUUGCGAACAAACGUCGCCUAAGCCUUGGGAUUGUUCUUGAUGAUUGGGGGUUUUUUCAUAGCCCGGCCUUGAUGAAUGUUCUGUCCGCCUGGUUGUAUAAGAUCUCAUGCCCACUGCCCCUUUUCCGCUUCCUACGCGGUGGGUGGUGGUGCCGGUGCAGGCUACCUGAUGAUCGAUAACAGGGUAACAAACAGGCUUUAAUUUGACCGGCCAGGCAAUGGACAAGGAGUUGGAUGAGAGCCUUGUGCGCGUUGCCUGUGCGUGUGCCUGUACCUGACUUGAGACUUCUCUCGUAUGUAGGCAGCUCGAUGAAUCCUCUGUCUGUCUAGCAACCUAAACUGCGGAUGGAUGAACCAUGAUCAGCGUCGUAUCGUCAAUAAAUCGUGUAAUGGUCCUGAAACAAUAAUGGGUCGUGUUCCGUAGUGGAAGGAAGGCGGGGGAAGAAAAGAGAGGGAAGUUGGUUGGCUGUGCCUGACUGGCUCAGCCCUGUUGCAAGUCCGUAAGUUCGUUACAGAGUAACUAGUUACAGCCUAUGUAAUUUAUAGAUACCAAGACCUUCCCCAAGGUACCUACAGAAAAGAAAAACAUCCCUGGCUUCCCCCAUGCUUACGACGGGAAUCCGUAGCCGACGACGAUAUAUGUAGCUACUGUACACUUAAUAAUAUUGUCCCAAGAUUCCGAUUCCGACAUGCUUUCACUUUAGCUGUCCAUUGGAAUGGAUUUCGUCAUGUAUCGGGUGUUUUGUGUCAGGUGCGGUACCUGGGAACAGUGGCAAGAGUGGCUCCUGAAACACACAGCGGUGAUUGGCUGCAUCCUGGAUUAAUAUUUCUCCGGUUCCUGUUUGCCCCUCAGUGCGAAGGGAGGCGGGGGGAAUAAAAUACCGCUGACUAAAGUGGGCGUAUUGUCGUUACCCUGAUAUACCAUACCAUACCUCGCUCUUCCCUUUCCCCUUCGCGGCGGUGUCUGAUGACUGAACUGACUUGACUGACUUGACAGGUUUGAUCGUUCGUUCUCAGGCUUCUUCUUCCAUUGUUUUCUGUUUUCUUUCUCUUCCUUUUUUCUCCCCCACCAAACAGACAUCGUCCCAUCACCGCCGCCGCCAUUCAAGACAUAACGACAUCUUCAUAGACUUUCUAUCCCUAUAGCUCCUGUCUUCCUGUCUUCCUGUCACUGCUGUUUCAAAAAACAACAAAAAAAGAACUCUUGUGAAGACAAAUCCCUCUCGAAAACCAACCCAAAAAGAACUCCCAGCACACGACCCCACCACGCUCCUACUGCUCGUUUUCCUUCAGAUCCUUCUCUUUCUUUCUCUCCUUAACUUCCUUAUCUCACAUACCAUACCUCUUCUCUCGAAAUGGCCCUCAAGAGAAUUAAUAAAGAACUCUCAGACUUGGGACGCGAUCCCCCAUCGUCUUGUUCUGCUGGUCCCGUUGGAGAUGACUUGUUUCACUGGCAAGCUACGAUCAUGGGUCCUGGUGAUAGCCCAUACUCCGGUGGUGUCUUCUUCCUAGCCAUACAUUUCCCUACCGACUAUCCCUUUAAGCCACCCAAGGUCAACUUCACUACGCUCAUCUACCACCCAAACAUCAACUCAAACGGAAGCAUUUGCCUGGACAUUCUCAGAGACCAAUGGAGUCCUGCCCUGACCAUAUCGAAAGUUCUACUUUCCAUCUGCUCUAUGCUCACAGACCCCAACCCGGAUGAUCCAUUGGUACCAGAAAUUGCCCAUGUUUACAAGACCGACCGUCCGCGGUAUGAAGCGACAGCCCGCGAAUGGACCCGGAAGUACGCUAUUUGAUGAAUGAAUUAAAUGCCACGGCAAACACGUGCACAUGCUGCCCAAUGUUCCUCUAACCACGAAUUUCUUUUUUUUUUUUUUUUAUUAUGUUACUUUUAACGUUCCCCCUUACCUACCCUACCCCUUUGAACGUACGAGAAGAUAAUCCUUACUUGCUUGCUGCCACGGGAUAGAUAAUUCUCCUUUGUUUGCUUUGCUCUGUGUUGGUUUGGUUGAUUUUUGGCCGGGCUGGAGAAGGAGAGGGAAUCGAUCGAUCGAUUUGUUGUAAUUGGGCCGGUAUAUCAACCAUUUCAAUCAGGGACGACAAAGGAGCGAGAGGAAAAUGAUAAAUAUUGAUGGACAGAGAAAGCUGGAAGACAAGAAACAUAAAAAACAGAAAAAAAAAAGAGAGAGAGAGAGAGCGAUCAACCCCCGAUCAAUAUCAUGUGAAUAUAUUUUCCAAGCAAGUGUAUCUUUUUUUCUCUUUUUCAUAUUUGCCGAGAACAAUCAUAGGAAGAGAAAAAAAACAUCGAAGAGAAGAUACGCGGGGUUACCGAGCUAAAAUGUCGUUCUUUCGUUUCUUCCCUCCUUUUUCUUCCUUUUUUUUUGUUUGUUCUCGGACGGACCUGGUCAACUGAGCUGAACGUCAGUGGGAGCCAGAUUCAGGGGAAUGGGAAAGGAAAGAAAAAGGAUCCUUAGGAUCAGGAAGCGGAAUAGCAGGGGCGAGGGGGAAAGCAUUGGGUUGUUGGCAUUCAUCAUUCAUCCAUGGAUAAUGUGUUCGUGCUUGCUCGUUGCAAAAUCUCCCGCUUUACAUAGUUUGUGAUUCACAUCUGUUCGCGCGCUCUCUCUCUCUCUCACACUCUCUCUCUCUCUCUACCAUUUUUUUUUUCUUUUUUUUUUUUUUUUUUCUUUUGUUUAAAGCAACUCAUUAUCAUGCUUCGGCUUCGGUGUGUUUUUUUCGUCUCUUUUCUGUUUUGUUUUGUUUUGCUCUUUUUUAAGCAGCGGGGAUGGGAUGUGGGAUUGGAUGAGAUGGUUCAGAGAUGUAGUUAGUUUGGGGAUGGAAAUAUAAUUGGCAGCGGAGUGUCUUGAUAUAAUUUUUUUUUCUUUACUUUUUUAGGGAUGAUGAUGAUGAUGAUGAUGAUG
Messenger RNA from Blastomyces dermatitidis ER-3, 3834 nucleotides. RefSeq names its product ubiquitin-conjugating enzyme E2-16 kDa. The record is from RefSeq and is a predicted model, not a curated record. The transcript is spliced from 7 exons. Gene Ontology annotation, molecular function: ubiquitin conjugating enzyme activity. Bases 2269 to 2712 code for a protein of 147 amino acids. NCBI's taxonomy places the organism in Eukaryota, Fungi, Ascomycota, Eurotiomycetes, Onygenales, Ajellomycetaceae. Gene Ontology annotation, biological process: ubiquitin-dependent protein catabolic process; protein polyubiquitination. Gene Ontology annotation, cellular component: nucleus.